AUGCAAAAAGAGUACAACGUCCUCUUGCAAAAUGGUAUUUGGUCCCUUGUUCCAUCCUUCACAGCAAAGAAUAUUGUGGGAUGCAAAUGGAUUUUUAAGUUAAAACUCAAUCCUAGUGGCUCCAUUGAGCGUUACAAGGCUCGUUUAAUGGCAAAGGGAUUUAGGCAAGUGGCUGUAGUGGACUAUCAUGAAACAUUUAGUCUCGUGGGUGGUCUUUACGGCAGCUCGACGUCAAAAAUGCAUUUCUUCAUGGGAAAUUACAUGAAGAGGCCUUCACAGAUGCGGACUGAGCUGGUUGCCCAGAUGAUCGGCGGUCUACCAAUGGUUAUUGUCUAUUUCUUGGAUCCAAUUUAG
This is a messenger RNA of Capsicum annuum, 354 nucleotides long. RefSeq lists its product as uncharacterized. The transcript has 3 exons. The record is from RefSeq and is a predicted model, not a curated record. Lineage: Eukaryota; Viridiplantae; Streptophyta; Magnoliopsida; Solanales; Solanaceae. The coding region runs from base 1 to 354 and encodes 117 amino acids.